Tilletiopsis washingtonensis is the source of this 1353-nucleotide messenger RNA. Its product is annotated as WD40 repeat-like protein. Bases 10 to 1170 code for a protein of 386 amino acids. NCBI's taxonomy places the organism in Eukaryota, Fungi, Basidiomycota, Exobasidiomycetes, Entylomatales. Gene Ontology annotation, biological process: mitotic spindle assembly checkpoint signaling. The transcript has 7 exons. Gene Ontology annotation, molecular function: ubiquitin binding. The record is from RefSeq and is a predicted model, not a curated record. Gene Ontology annotation, cellular component: mitotic checkpoint complex; kinetochore; bub1-bub3 complex.
GCCUCCGCCAUGUCUACGCCGCCGUUCUACGAGCUGCCUGUCGCGCACACGCCGCAGCAUCCCGUCUCGGCGCUCGUCUUUGCGCCCGCCGGCGGCAGCAGCGCCGCGCCGCGCCUGCUCGUGUCCAGCUGGGACAAGACCGUGCGGCUGUACACGCUCGCCGCCGCCGAGGCGAGCACAGAAGAGGCGCCGCAGCAGGCGCAGCUCGUGCACACCUUCGAGCACGAGGCCGCCGUGCUCGACGUCGUGUGGAUCGACGAGCAGCGCGCCGCCAGUGCGUCGCUGGACCGCUGUGUGCGCCUGCUCGACCUCCAGACUGGCCAGUCGCAGAUCCUUGGCCGGCAUGGCAGCGGCGUGAACCGCGUGCGCUACGAUCCCGUCUCUGAACUGCUGCUCAGCACAUCGUGGGACAGCACACUCUCCAUCUUCUCCCUCUCGCCUCCCUCGCAGCUGCACACGCUCACCCUGCCCGCCAAGCCGCUGGCCAUGGACAUCUCGCCCGGCGCCGGCGCCGCCGACGAGACGCCGCGCGCCGUCGUGGCCAUGACGGGCCGCACGGUGCACAUCUACGAGAUGCGGGCGCUGCGGGCGGCGUGCGACCGGCUGGCCAAGGACGAGAAGGUGGAGGAGAAGAGCUGGGAGCCGAACCAGACGCGGGAGAGCAGCCUGAAGUACAUGGUGCGCGACGUGCGGUGCAUGCCGAAUGGCGAGGGCUACGCAUCAGCGUCCGUCGAGGGCCGCAUCGCCGUCGAGUUCUUCGCGCCGUCGCCCGAGGCACAGGCGCAGAAGUACGCCUUCAAGUGCCACCGGCAGGUCGUCGACGGCAUCGACACGGUGUACCCCGUCAACGCCAUGGCCUUCCACCCGAGACACGGCACAUUCGCCUCGCUCGGCGGCGACGCCAUCGCCUCGAUCUGGGACGCCGCCGCGCGCAAGCGGCGCCUGCAAUACGCGCGCUUCCCCUCGCCGCUCACUGCCGCCGCCGUCUCGGCCGACGGCAGCCUCUUUGCGCUGGCCAGCGGCGGCGAGAACAUUGAGGACGCGCGGCACGAGGGCGCCGACAAGGGCGAGGUGGGCGGCGUGGGCGAGGGCGGCGAGGGCAACGUGCGGAUCCAUGUGGCGCGGGCGGAUGAGGACUUCAAGCCAAAAGCAAAGGCUGCGGCGGCCUGAGAGAGGCAAUGGACAUGCCUACACCCACAGACAGUUCGCCGCGCACACUCCGCACGGCCUCGGCAAGCUGCGAGCAUGGUCCGCAAAAUCCGCAGAGACUCACGCCAGGCAGUGGCACUGCCGCUCACAUCUGCUGGGCAUGCGGCGGAAACACGUAGGUGCGGCGUGAGAAGGGCCGAGAUG